UAUUCGCUCGCAGGUGCCAAAAUCUAGUCAGUUCAAAUAAUAUUUCGCCCAAAUUCAGUUCCUCCAGUGUUCUCCUGGCUAGCCUAUUAUACCCUAUUUUCUUCUGGUUAUCGUAUUUUUGGAGCUGUUCAGAUCUGUGGGGCUGUUAAAAAAUGGGGGAUUCGUGUGUGGAGUGCACUAAAUGGGCUGAAGAAAUUUACUGGACUCGUUUUCAAGACAUCCACUUUUCUCAGAUUAUGGCCUCUGGUUUCGAUCGGCAUCUGGCCAUUCCCAAAAAGUUUUCCAGUAGCCUAAGAGAGAAAUUGCCAGAAUGUGUGACCCUUAAAGGUCCUGGUGGUGGUACUUGGAGUGUAGGAGUAACAACCACCGGUGACACGUUGUACUUCAAACAUGGCUGGCAAGAGUUUGUGAAUGAUCACGGUUUGGCAGAGAAUGAUUUGUUGAUCUUUAAGUAUAGUGGGAAGUCUGUUUUUGAGGUUCUUAUAUUCAAUGGACAAAAUAUGUGUGAGAAGGAAUUUUCAUAUUUUGUGAAGAUUUGUGGGCAUAAAAAGGAUGAUCAUGGUACCUUGAGUAAGAAGGUAUCCAGGAGAACUUCUUGUGAUGAAACCAACAAUGACUCUUUUGAGAAUGUUGAAUGCACUCAGGUGAAAAAGUCUAGGAAUUUUGAUGGUCUGUGGCUACAAUCAGGAGACCAAGUUAUCAGCCUGAGCAAUGAUAAGGGGGGUCACAGAAAAUCUACUGUUCGUCGUCGCAUAGUAUCCAACAAUAACGAUGGCAGCUUGGUACCAUCAGGAGAGGCAUUCGACUUCCCAAAUACUGAUGAGGCUGGCAUGAACUCCACUUCUACUCGCCCCGUAAGAACCACACGCAGUCACAAUACACUUAACGAAGGAUCCUCCCCUGUCAGUGGGGAAUUGGUGUACGUCUCCGAUGCUGAACAUACACCUACCAAAAAAUCUGGACCAUAUGGUGUGCAGUAUUCAUCAAAUAGAAGGCCUGUAACUGAAGAUGAGAAAAACUUUGCCUUGCAGUUGGCGCAUUCUCAAAUUUUAGAAUCAAACAGUGAGGGCUUAAUAGUAGUCAUGAAACCCUCACAUGUGUACAAGAGAUUCUUUGUGUUACUCCCUACUGACUGGGUCAUGAAAUAUAUCUCUUUGGAAAACCAAGAUGUAUUUCUACGAUAUGGAGAGAGAGAAUGGCGUACAAGGUUUAACUACAACCAGCUUCGCAAAUCUGCGGCGCUCUCUUCUGGUUGGAAUCAUUUUGCUACAGACAACAACUUGGAAGAAUAUGAUGUGUGCGUGUUUCAGCCCGGUAGUCCUGUUAAUGACUCAUUUUGCUUGGAUGUUAAAAUUUUUCGGGUUGUCGAAGAGAUUACUCCUCUGACUACAAUCAGUUCUUCAUCAAGAAAGUACAAAAGGAAAUUGAUCAAGAUGGAUGGGCAAUCUAUUGUUUAGUGUGUUUUUAGUUACGUUUCUAGUUGUUUCUUUUGAUAUGUCUCCGGCAGACUUUGGUUUCCAGCAGUUGUACUUUGCUAACGUGGUUAAAUACUGUUUGAUGUUUUCAUAAUAUUAAUGCUUAUUUUUCGUUGUAUGUGGUUAAAGAUCGAGCAGAAGAGGAAGAGUAUAUUCUGAUUGAAACAGAUAACAAGGCUUUUGUCUUGUACCCAAAUUAAACUGGAGACAUAAUCUGAUUUCGAUUUAAAUCCAUAAUUUAGGGUAAGUUUGGUGAACCGUAUAAGCACCUUUUGUAUUGUAUAACUUUAUUACAAUACAAUAUUUGGGAUACAUAUUGUAUUGUAUGUAUAAUCUAUCAUAAUACUUUAAUGCAAUACAACUUGCAAAAA
Molecule: messenger RNA, 1846 nt
Organism: Cannabis sativa
Lineage: Eukaryota; Viridiplantae; Streptophyta; Magnoliopsida; Rosales; Cannabaceae
Product: B3 domain-containing protein REM16
Exons: 5
Coding region: 153-1457 (434 amino acids)
Molecular function (GO): DNA binding
Source: RefSeq, a predicted model, not a curated record